Molecule: messenger RNA, 249 nt
Organism: Linum trigynum
Lineage: Eukaryota; Viridiplantae; Streptophyta; Magnoliopsida; Malpighiales; Linaceae
Source: the annotation of a GenBank genome assembly
AUGUUUGCACCGAGAUCUCUUGAAGGAGAAGGAUCAAGGCAGCCGCCGCCUGCUCGACAACAACCAGAAGUUGAGGAGGAAGAUGAGGAAGAAGAUGAUGCGGGAUCCUGCGGCUCAUACUUCAGAUUUUGCGGCUCCACCUUUUCCCUAUUCAAAGUGAUAAGCUACUGGAAACAAGAUGUUGAAUCCUAUGCAGCAUGCAAGAAAGAAGUUGAGAAGGUAGGAUUCGGAGGCCUAUUGGACCUUUGA